Molecule: messenger RNA, 1307 nt
Organism: Drosophila kikkawai
Lineage: Eukaryota; Metazoa; Arthropoda; Insecta; Diptera; Drosophilidae
Product: aminoacylase-1-like
Biological process (GO): amino acid metabolic process
Cellular component (GO): cytoplasm
Molecular function (GO): aminoacylase activity
Source: RefSeq, a predicted model, not a curated record
CGGAGACUUCAGCUUAAAAUGUGCCCGGAGCAAUGGAAGAACAAUGAGGAGAUAAAAAUAUUCCAGGAGUAUUUACGUAUUCCCACUGUUCAUCCAGAUGUGGAUUAUACUGCCUGCGUGGAGUUCCUAAAGCGACAGGCCAGCAGCCUGAACCUGCCAGUCGAUGUGGUUAUUCCUGUCCUGCCAUCGAAACCUGUGGUGAUAAUGAAGUGGUUGGGGAAGUGUCCCGAGCUGCCAUCGAUUAUUUUGAACUCGCACAUGGAUGUGGUUCCCGUGUUUCCCGAAAAGUGGACACACAACCCAUUCGGUGCCCACAUGGACGAAGACGGUCGAAUUUAUGCACGAGGGGCACAGGACAUGAAGUCAGUGGGAUGUCAGUAUCUGGCCGCCAUUCGGGCACUGAAAGCCAGUGGCUAUCAACCCAGAAGGACUGUGUACCUGACUUAUGUGCCCGACGAGGAGACCGGCGGAGAUAUGGGCAUGGCUGCGCUGGUGAAAGGCGAUUACUUCAAGAACAUGAAUGUGGGCUUCAGCUUGGAUGAGGGCAUCGCCAGCGAGAACGAGUCAUACCCCAUUUUCUAUGCAGAACGCACUUUGUGGCAUCUUCGCCUGAAAUUCAGUGGCUCUUCCGGCCACGGCUCGUUGCUGCUAGAAAAUACUCCUGGUGAGAAGUUCCACUAUGUGUGGGAUAAGCUGCUACAGUUCCGAGAGUCCCAGGUCCAACGACUGGCCAAAGAACCAUCUCUCGACAUUGGCGAUGUGACCACCGUGAAUCUGACUCAGCUUGGGGGAGGAGUUCAAAGCAAUGUGGUUCCUCCGCUUUUGGAGGCAGUCUUUGACAUUCGCAUAGCCAUUACCCAGGACGUGGAUGAGCUGGAGCAGCAGGUUCGUGACUGGUGCGAGGAGGCUGGCGGUGGAGUAGAGCUGGAUUUUAUCCUAAAAUGCCCAUUCGUGGAACCAACCAAGAUAGACGCCUCCAAUCCCUUCUGGCUGGCUUUCAAGCAGAGCCUGGAUGAAAUCGGCCUGAAAACCCGCGUUCGAGUCUUCCCCGGAGCCACUGAUAGCUGCUACGUCCGGGAGGCCGGAAUUCCGGCCCUGGGCUUCUCCCCCAUCAACCACACCCCGGUGCUGCUGCACAAUCACAAUGAAUACCUGCGGGCCGAUACCUAUCUGCACGGCAUUCAGGUGUACAGGAAGCUCAUCCCGGCCAUCGCUGACGCAUAGAAUAUUCGGUGGAACUGGCCUUUGGACUGCUCUGUUCAUACCACAAACACCCCUGAUGAAUCAAACAUGAAUUAAAUACCUUU